Molecule: messenger RNA, 1333 nt
Organism: Stylophora pistillata
Lineage: Eukaryota; Metazoa; Cnidaria; Anthozoa; Scleractinia; Pocilloporidae
Biological process (GO): epigenetic regulation of gene expression
Molecular function (GO): histone deacetylase activity
Source: RefSeq, a predicted model, not a curated record
UAUUUUGAUCUGUGGAUCACAAGAAGAUACCGAAAUGGACCUCAUAGGCGAGCUGCAAUUGCAAAAAUUACAGAACAAGAAGCCUGAAAAAUUUAGGCAUCGACGGGAUUUGGAACCGCGCCUCCCAGAUACUAGGUUUGGAACGACAAGAAACCCUGAACAAAACAGAGUUCAAGUUGGACGAGGAAGAAUUGAACAGAAUUACAGAAAACCAGGUCAAGUUGUUCUCAGCCGAAGAACACAAUAUCCAAGUGGAUUCCUUAAACUCCGGGAACCACUGAGCCGCGAAUGGGGCCAGUAUUUCCGGCACGAACAAACAAGAUUUGACGAAGAAGAAAUGAGGACAAAGAUGAGCCUCAGCCUCGACAACCAUAGAUUUUUUAUAUGAACUUUUCGACCUGAAUCUGUGGAUCCCUUCCUGGGAUCCGACUGAACUUUUGCCACUGUUCAUUCUCGUGACAAGAGGGAUGCCAUCCGCCAUGUCUCUCAUGUACUUAAGGUUACACUUAGUUAUGCGUGUUUCGUUGGAAUUCUAUUAGUGAGGACACUUUGGGAUUCCUAUCAUACGGAAAAUGAUUUUUCCCAGUGGUCGACCAUUGACUUUUUCCGCCAUCUUGGAAAUAACGAAGAAAACCUCCUUGAAGCAUCGCUCUGACGAAGGGCUAACGCUCGAAACGUCAGCUUUGAAACUCUUUACGGUGUCCAAUUUAUAUUAUCAACUCAGUUGAUAAAACCAAAAUUAUCUUGUUACUCCCACUAAGAGACCAAGAAGCAAUAACCAUACCUAGAUUCGGCACUAGAUUGUUAAAGGACUCUUUAGCAUAUAGAGGUUCGGUGCUAUGGAACUAUGUUAACCAUCAUGUCAAAAAUGUAGGUAGUUUCGCCCUUAAGAAUCCUAGGAGGCUACUCAGGAGAAAUAAUCAUUUCACAAGCUUUACUUUUACUAGUUUGUCAGGCUCGACGGCUAGGAAUAGAUUGACUGAUUACAAGUAUUUUUAAGUUGAGAGGAAAUUUGAAUGUUUUACUGUAUUAUAGUUUCUUAUUUAGUUUGAAAUGUGUCUUAGUAUAAUCAGUAGUUGGCUAGAUACUAUUCUGUUACUGAAGUACACGACCCCACAAGCUUUUUAGCUUUAAUUCUUAUCGUGUAUAAAUAAAGAUUCUAUUCUAUUCUAUUUUACCGACGCAACACCCCGGUUUCUAUAGAAACUCACCCCCUUUAUUCCCUGAAAAAUUGCUAAUGAAUAUUAAGUCGCUUGCUGUUCACAUUUGAAUGUGUGAACAUACCUUUUUCAGCAACAUUUAAGAAUGGACAAUAAAUAUAAUGGUAAUUAAA